Rubroshorea leprosula is the source of this 3366-nucleotide messenger RNA. Lineage: Eukaryota; Viridiplantae; Streptophyta; Magnoliopsida; Malvales; Dipterocarpaceae. The record is from the annotation of a GenBank genome assembly.
CUCCGGGACUCUGAUACUGUACUGAGCUGCUUCCUCAGAAAACCUCAAAAUCUGAUUUCCAUGGCGGUCCUCGGAUCUAUGAAUCUAGAUUGAGCUGCUCCAACUUAAUUUUUCUCCUCUUUUCCAUUCCUAUUUACUAAUUUUCUGUUUUAUUGUUAUUAUUAUUAUUAUUAUUGUUUUUAUAAACGGUAGCCAUGGCAGCCCUGGCCGCUCCGAUUUCUUCUUCAUGGAUACCUGAAGAUGACCUCCUGUUGAAGAACGCCAUCGAGGCUGGUGCUUCGUUGGAAGCACUUGCCAAAGGUGCAGUUCGAUUCUCUCGCAAAUUUACUGUUAAAGAAUUGCAAGACCGUUGGCGUUCUCUACUUUAUGAUCCUGUUAUUUCUGCUGAAGCAUCUGCUCGAAUGUUUGAGGCUGAACAGUCUGGGAAUAAUCCGUUGUCAAAGUCUCAUAAAAAUGUUACUUAUUUGGACAAUGCACAAACUCCCGGUAAAAGAAAUUUUGAUAGCAUUAGAAGAAUGUAUUAUUCCAUGAGGAAGAGAAUUUGCACUGCACCUCGGAACUCAAGCAGUAUAAGUUUUAUUGAUUCAGUAAAUGCUAAUGAUUGUGUUGACUCUGGAGAUGGUUACCAAGAAGGUACAGAACUUCAUGAUGAGAACCCGACCGAGGGUUAUGCACUUCAGGGUUACAUUCAAAACCAUUUUGGGUUUCAGGAAAAUAUUCAGCAUCAUGGACCACAUGAUAUUUUGGAAGGAAAUCCGAUGAAUGAUUGCUUUAAUGAGUUUCCUGAAAAGGAGCAACCCUCAUCCAUGAAGGAAGCCGUUAUGAUAGAGAGUCUUCAACAUGAUAAUGCACGUGAAAGCUCUAUGCAUGUUGUUGCAGAGCCUGUAGUUGACUUUGGGAAAGGCUCUGGUGUUGAGGAAAUAGCACCCUGUCAUGCUUUUCCAGAUAGUCAUGCUUCAUUUAACUUGGUGGGAUAUUCAUCUCCACAGCCUCGGGCAUGUCCCUGGAAAACAAUGGAGGAUGUUCCAGCUCCUGUGAUGCCAAUAAAUGAUUGCUCCGGAGAGAAUAAAGGUUUGGAUUCUGGAGAGAGAGUUAUGCAUAUUGAUGACAUGGAUGACAAGAGAAUAAGUUCAUCUGAAUGUAAUGUUGUCAAUUCUGAACACAUGUUAAAAUCAAGACAUUCAAGUUUAGAGAUGAAUGGUUCAACUACUGCCUCAAGAGGUGAUUUCGGUGAUCUUUCAGACGGUCUGUUAAACUUUGCUGAGGAGAAUGAGAAUAUUUUCUUGGACACAGUUGGGGGAGACACACUAGAUAAAUCUUGUUAUGAUCCCAUUAAUUCACUUCUUGUAAGUUCUCCUAAUGAUGUUCAUGAAAAUGAUAUGCCAAAUGCUAAAGAACGUAAGACAUUAGUUUCAGAUACAUGCCAUGGCAUGCCCAAUGAUGAAUGUCUUGCAGAGUUUGAAAUAUUUCUUGUCAACCAGUCACAUUCUGCACAUAAAAAAGAGAGAGGUAUUUCUUGUUCUGAAGCAAAUGUGCCACCAUUGAAAUCAGUAGCAGAUAUUUCUAGUCCUGAAGCAAAUGUGCCCACAUCCACAUCACUACCAGGUCCUCAUUCUCCUGAACUUCAUCACAAAGUGAUCUACUGCACAUUGAGCACUGAAGACCCUGAAAUUCCAUGCAAUGAUCAUGUUUUCUUUGGGAAAGCUUCUGCUAUGCCUGCAUCGCAAAUAAGUUGCCAGGAGACUAGUGACCAGGCUUCCACCUUUGCCAAUAAGAAAACCAGUAAAGGAGAGCUAAGCCGAAUGAAGUCAGAAGAUAAUGUCACUCAAGCUUUUACUGCUCCCAAGUUGGGGAGACUAGACACUUUUUCAGAGACCAUUAGACGCGUCAAAGUGGAGUCUCAUGAUGCUGAAUAUCAUGCAAUGAGUGGACAGGCUAACAAUGCCCUCACAGAGCCAGGCCAACUUGGAUCAUCACAUGCAUUUGCAAGCACUGCUGCAGAUGAUGGAAUAAAGGAGGAUCCUUCACGUGCAUGUAAUGGUAAAGACAUGCAAAUGCUUGCAGAAACCAUUGGAACUGCAUUGGUUCCAGCAGAAAACCCCUCAACAUCAGAUCUGGAACAAUAUGAGAGCAAUGAUGACGUGCCUUGCUUUUCUGAUAUUGAAGCAAUGGUACUUGGCAUGGAUUUAUGUCCAGAAGAUUCAGAUUUGUGCAUUAGUAGAGAAGUUGCUAGGUAUCAACCUGAAGGUGCUAAGAGGACAAUUCUAAGGUUGGAACAGUGUGCUCAUGCUUCUCUGCAGAGGGCUGUUGCAUCUCAAGGUGCAUUUGCUGUGUUCUAUGGCCGUCGUCUGAAACAUUAUAUUAGGAAAACUGAGGUCAUGCUUGGCAGAGCAACAGAGGAUGUUGGUGUUGAUAUUGACUUAGGACGAGAAGGACGCGCCAACAAGAUUUCUAGACGGCAGGCACUUAUAAAGAUGGAGGAGGAUGGUUCCUUCCAUUUGAGGAAUCUUGGCAAGAAUUCAAUGUUUAUCAAUGGAAAAGAAGUUUCCACCAGACAGAGGAUUGGUCUUAGUUCUAGCAGUUUGAUUGAGAUUAGGGAAAUGGCAUUUGUCUUUGAAAUAAAUCACAAAUCUGUGAGGCGUUAUCUGGCAAACAUGAGCGAAAAGAAUCUAGGAAAGAAUUCCAAGUUUGAAUGGAAAGAUGAGCAGGUUCGAUGAAUAAAUAACUUCCCGUGGGUACUUUAUGUUUAAUUUCUUUUCAGCUUAUUUUGCAUAAGUAUGAUCAGAGCUCUGACAAGAAAAGAAAAGAAAAAAAAAAGAGCAUUUGGGCCGUACCCGCAUGAUUUGAUUUUCUGAUCGGAGUUUUGAGUCCUAGCCGACCAUAUAUUGUGUCAUGUUGAUACAUGUAUAAAAUAAUAGCUGAUCUUCCCUUUCAAGCAGAGAAAAUAUAUAAAGAAUAGUUAUGUAUGGUUCUAGAUUUUUAUCUCCUCUCCUUACGUCCUCUCUCUAUGCUGGUGACUGAUAUCUUCUCAGUUAAGUUCAUUGCCAUUUAGUCCGGGAGACAUAGCAUGCGCACAUGUUUUCACUCUUGCAGCAUUUCUCCCACUUGUCUAGUAGUUUUAUAACUCCCUGCAUGGUGAUACAUUCUGGUGUAACUGAAAGUAUGAUUCAGUAGUCAAAUCCUAACUGCUAAGUCCCAUAUUUUAAGCAUUGAUAUGGUUUGACCGCUUGCUGCAAAGGCAUGGUAUUUAUCGUGUUUUUAGCAAACAACUCUUGUGGUCUAGUGCCAAAAAGAGAAAAACCUGGUCUACAAUUUGGUUAUGUUAUGUGCACAUAAAUAACUCCUCAUUAAAGCUUAAUGCAAUGU